This is a messenger RNA of Dendrobium catenatum, 1410 nucleotides long. RefSeq lists its product as uncharacterized. Lineage: Eukaryota; Viridiplantae; Streptophyta; Magnoliopsida; Asparagales; Orchidaceae. The transcript is spliced from 2 exons. Bases 155 to 1408 code for a protein of 417 amino acids. The record is from RefSeq and is a predicted model, not a curated record.
UCGCUCUCUGUCCAUCAGAAGUUCUUCCAAGGCAAAAAGAUCAUAUUUUUGGGUCAGCAUCGAAAGAAGCAAUCUUGCUACCAUCUAGAAGCCGCUGAAAGGAUUUCAAUCCAACACCAACCCUUUUUGACCUCAUUGGGAGAGAAAAAAGAAGAUGACGGGGAUUUGGUUUGCUAUAAAGAAAUCUCUGCAAUGCAAGUCGGAAGCUGGCCAGGUUCACGAGCCGGAGAGGAAAGGCAAAGGAAUCCAUCUUAAUUACACCACUAAGAAGAAGACCUCCCCUUGGUGUUCUAGUUGCUCGCCGUCCGUCACGAUUCUCAAAGACGUCAUCCAUGGAAGCCAUGUCCCUCCCGAUCCGCCGAUGACAUCUAGCUGCAGCCCGAGGUCCGUUGGGAGUAGCGAUUUAGUCCACCCGCUGACCCACGAGGUCCUCGCUUCCGUCUCCGGCAACGAGGUGAAAAUCGCUGCCUGUCAUGGCGGCGGCGGAUUUGGGUCUUAUAGUUGUGGGGGCGGGCCUUUGGUUGAUCACGGAUUGAUGGGUCGUGGGAGAGCUGGCAUUCAAAAUUGUUCUGCUUUGGGAGAAGAGGGGAUGGCUGCCUGUUCUAGGAGGAAGAAGGAUAAGGUUUCUUAUUCCUUUUCUGGAGGGAUUGAGAUAAACGAAGGUCAGGAGAUUGAGGCUAAUGGGAGUUAUGGUGCAUUGGCUUGUUAUUAUUGUGGAGAGGAGUUUAAGAAAUGGCAGGCUCUGGAAGAUCACCAUGUCUGCAAUCAUGCAGUUACUGAACUAGAAGAAGGCGAGUCCUCCAAAAAGAUUGUUGAGAAAAUAUGCCAAGCAAGCUUUUCAGAUCAGUCUGACAGAAGUUGCCUAAUUAUAGAGAAGAUAUUAAAAGUUCAUAACAUGCAGAAAACUCUAGCUAACUUUGAAAAAUACAGGGAAUCAGUGAAGGCCAGAGCUAGCAAGCUUCAAAAGAAGCAUGCGCGCUGCAUAGCUGAUGGAAAUGAGCUUCUGAGGUUUCAUGGCACUACAAUUUCUUGUUCUUUAGGCGUUAAUGGUUCCUCAAGCCUGUGCUCAUCAGAGAACUGUAAUGUUUGCCGGAUCAUAAAGCUCGGUUUUUCUGUAAUAUGGGAUAUGAAUGAAGGGGUGGGAGUAUUCACGGCUUCGACAAGCGAAAGAGCAUUUGAAUCCAUUGAGACAAGCAAAGAAAAACCUUUGCCGAAGAAGGCCUUGCUGGUUUGCAGAGCAAUUGCUGGGAGAAUUCAUAAGCCAUUGGAUAAUCUUCAAGAAGUGAUUGGUCUGCCAGGCUUUGAUUCAUUAGCAGGAAAGGUUGGUGGGCAUUCAAGUCUUGAUGUGCUUUAUUUGCUCAACCCACGAGCCCUUCUUCCUUGCUUUGUGGUGAUCUGUAAGUCGUAGGA